AUGAACAACUUAGACCAGAUUGAGCACCUGGUAAGCCGCUAUGAAACUCGCGAGGAGCUAGCCAAGCGUGGCGUAUGGGGUGGAGCGCUGUAUCGCGCGGAAGAAGUCCCCUUUCUGGACCGAGGGUGGUGCUGGAAGACGCUACUUUUGGGGGACGAAGACGAGCUUUUGGUCACGGAGCUGGCGGAAGUGCCCGAGGACAGCAGUACAACAACCCAGUGGUAUUCCAGCGACCGUCAGCCGCAGGUCAGAAACCUUACAUCUGAACAGGUGAGCACACAUCCUUUAAUGGAAACGUCCAGUGCACAGCCCAACUCAGUUCAAGAGCCAGAUGAUCGACUGAAGGAGAAAAUAUCAGUUCAAGAAACUCUGGAAAUCGUGAGAUUGGAUGUUUCGCGUCUUUUGCUGCAUCCAAUAUUCGAGUCUGCCGAAAGCAAGCGGGAGAUGAUUCAGAUUCUGUACAACUACGUUAUACACAAUCAGACUAGCUAUAAACAAGGUUACCACGAGCUAUGUGGCGCUGUUUAUAUCCAGAUGGCGAAUGAGGAGCCGGAGAACCGGAAGCUCAAUACCUUGAACAUUUUUAACAAACUAAUGCAGCGCGCGCGCCCCAUAUUUUACGAAGAGGCCACCCUACUUGAUUUCGCGCAGUCAAAAUUCGACAGGAUCCUCCGGCUCGCCGUGCCAAACCUACACAAGCUGUUAACGAAACACCACGGCUUAGACAAUGCUGUUUGGCUGAUACGUUGGACACGACUGUUGUUUUUAAGAGAGUUUGACCUAAAUUAUGUGCUUCGCAUCUGGGACCAUUUGCUGACGUUCAUGGUUCCGCUGGAAGAUUUAGUGGCAUGCUGUGUGGUUGUGUUACUGAUAGCUAUCACACGAGAUUUGUAUUCGUGUGAAGACCAGGGAGAAAUCAUCAGCAUAUUGCUACACUACCCCAGAGACAAAUUGAUAGACUGCGUGGAGCUGAUGAAGCAGAGUGCGAGUCUCUUUGAACUCUACGCCACUAAGAGGUACGAUGACAUGCAAUCGUUGGGCGACAACUUGUGCAGGAUUCACAAUCGCGACUGGUACGAUAAACAGACGCAAGUCUCAGACCACAAUCGCUUGAGACUGGAAGAGAGACUCAAGAGAAGGGUGGGCCUGAGGUUGAAAAAGUGA
Molecule: messenger RNA, 1164 nt
Organism: Lachancea dasiensis
Lineage: Eukaryota; Fungi; Ascomycota; Saccharomycetes; Saccharomycetales; Saccharomycetaceae
Source: the annotation of a GenBank genome assembly